Messenger RNA from Oncorhynchus nerka (sockeye salmon), 7703 nucleotides. RefSeq names its product tyrosine-protein phosphatase non-receptor type 4-like. Gene Ontology annotation, biological process: protein dephosphorylation. NCBI's taxonomy places the organism in Eukaryota, Metazoa, Chordata, Actinopteri, Salmoniformes, Salmonidae. The transcript is spliced from 26 exons. The coding region runs from base 402 to 4826 and encodes 1474 amino acids. The record is from RefSeq and is a predicted model, not a curated record. Gene Ontology annotation, cellular component: cytoskeleton; cytoplasm; cytoplasmic side of plasma membrane. Gene Ontology annotation, molecular function: protein binding; protein tyrosine phosphatase activity.
UGUGUUGUGGAGUUCACGCCAUGUUUCGUUGAUGCCCCAUGGUUUAUGCUUCAGCGAUAUAAAUGAUAAACGUCUUCAAACGGGGUUGUCUUUGAAUUGAACUACAGUUUGGGGACCGCGGAAAGGAAGUUCUGUUUUUUUGUGUGUGAUCAUACCUACCUGCCAGUGCUUGCCUUGCCCGCAUUACAAUGGUUGCGUCCUGUAUUGACGUUUGCCUGGGUCCAUCAUCGCUGUGGUGCUGAAAAGAAACGAACCCGUGCGAGUGCAUGCUGCUGCGAACGAUGAGGAGGUUUCUGUGGACCUGCAGCGGUUGAAUUGCACCACCUCGCCCACUUCUUGAUUUUAUCCCUCAAAACCUGGACUCUACCGGCGCAGUUUAUGAAGACCCAGUGUGGACAGUAAUGACCUCACGCUCCCGGUUGCCAGCUGGCAGUAACGACAAUGUCCGAGCAUCAGAGCUGGCACAAGACAGGCAGCACACAGAGGUGGUCUGUAAUGUUCUUCUGCUGGAUAACACAGUUCAAGCCUUCAAAGUUAAUAAGCACGAUCAAGGACAGGUCCUGCUGGAUGUAGUGUUCAAGCACCUGGAGCUGACGGAGAGCGACUACUUCGGCCUACAGCUGGCCGACGACUCCUCAGACAGUCAGAGGUGGCUGGAUCCAACCAAACCGAUUAGAAAGCAAUUGAAAAGGGGGUCUUCACACCGUUUGAAUUUUAGGGUUAAAUUCUUUGUAACCGACCCCAAUAAACUCCAGGAGGAGUAUACAAGGUACCAGUACGUUUUGCAGAUUAAACAGGACAUACUUAGUGGAAGGCUGCCGUGUCCGUACAUCACAGCCGCUCUUCUCGCUUCAUACGCCGUUCAGUCUGAGCUAGGGGACUACAGUCAGAACGAGAACUUGCCCGGCUACCUCUCCGGAUACUCUUUCAUCCCCAACGCACCACAUGACUUUGAGAAAGAGAUUGCCAAACAGCAUCAGCAACACAAGGGACUGCCUCCUGCCCAGUCAGAGUUCAAUUAUCUAAACACAGCACGGACGCUAGAGCUCUAUGGAGUCGAAUUGCACUAUGCAAGGGAUCAAAGCAACACUGAGAUUUUAAUCGGAGUGAUGUCAACUGGGAUUGUCAUCUAUAAGAACAGGGUACGAAUCAACUGCUUUCCAUGGCUACAGAUUGUAAAGAUCUCGUUUAAAUGUCGACAGUUUUUUAUUCAACUCAGAAGAGAAUUGAAUGAGAGCCGUGAGGCGCUGUUAGCCUUUAACAUGGUGAACUACCGAGCCUGUAAGAACCUAUGGAAGGACUGUGUAGAGCACCACACCUUCUUCAGACUGGACCGACCCUUACCACCACAGAAGAACUUCUUUGCACAUGUCUUCCAACUGGGCUCCAAAUACCGCUACUGUGGUAGGACAGAGGUGCAGUCUGUCCAGUACGGCAAGGAGAAGGGCAUCAAGGACAGGGUGUUCGCCAGGUCUCCCAGUAAGCCCUUGGUGCGGCGGCUGAUGGAUGGAGGGAUGGACUGGGAGUCAGUCAGCCGGAACUCCAGAGCCUCUCUGUCUGACGACCGCCUGGAGACCCAGAGCCUGCCCACACGCUCCCCACCAGGCACCCCCAACCACAGGAACUCCGAGUUUUCACAAGAGCGCCUGCGGCCGUCCUCCGUGGGACACCUGCUGGACCAUGUGAACUACCACGACCAUGCCUCGCCCUGCCAAACCUUUACCAAUCACAAGUCAGCCUCCUCAACCCAGGCCAACUCCAUCAGCCUAGAUUCUACCCCGUCACCAGACUCGACCAUCGACGGCCUGCCGCCCGCUCUGCCCCCUAAGCAGACCAGGAGGCCUCUGUCCAGCCAGUCCCACUCUCAGCAGGAGUUGGACAACCACAUCAAUGAGCUAUAUGACACGCCUCUGUCAGAAGACAAGACUAUGCCCAAUGGAGUGCUUCCUCAUGACAAUCUGGUGUUCAUUAAAAUGUGCCCCGACGAACACGGACGAUUUGGAUUCAAUGUGAAGGGUGGACUGGACCAGAAGAUGCCUGUGAUCGUGUCCCGAGUGGCCCCGGGAACAGCGGCUGACCUGUGUGUUCCCCGGCUGAACGAGGGAGACCAGGUGGUGCUGAUCAACGGUCAGGACAUCUCAGAGCACACCCAUGACCAGGUGGUCAUGUUCAUCAAGGCCAGCUGUGGGGAGAGCGACUCAGGAGAGCUGAACCUGCUGGUCAGACCCAACGCCAUGUAUGACCUGGUGGAGGAGGAGAAGCUGGAGGAUGGAGAUACAGAGUCUAACUACCAGUACUCCCCAGAGAGGGCGCCCCAGGACCCGCCCCAGGACCAGCCAGACCACCACCCAUCCUGCUGGAGAGACUCCAUACUACAGCUGAAAGAAGGCUUGAGCACUGGGGCCGUACAGCAACAGUUUGAUCAACUCUACCGGAAAAGGCCUGGGUUGACAAUGUCAUGUGCCAAAUUACCUCAGAACAUUUCCAAAAAUCGAUAUCGAGACAUUUCACCGUAUGACGCCACCAGGGUUAUUCUGAGGGGCAAGGACGGGGACUAUAUCAAUGCAAAUUACAUCAAUAUGGUGAUUGCAGCGGCCAGUGCUGUAAACCGCUACAUCGCGUGCCAGGGCCCGCUGCCCGCCACCUGCUCUGACUUCUGGAGGAUGACUUGGGAACAGGGCUCCAACAUGGUGGUCAUGCUCACCACGCAGGUGGAGAGAGGACGGGUGAAGUGUCAUCAGUAUUGGCCCAACCCUGGUGCCAUUGCUACCCAUGGGGACUUCCAGGUGUCCUGUGUGACAGAAGAAGAGCAAUCAGCAUUCCUGGUCAGAGAGAUAACUCUCACACACCUGGAGAGUGAGGAGAGCAGGUCGCUGACUCAGAUCCAGUACAUGGCCUGGCCUGACCACGGUGUACCAGACGACUACACUGACUUCCUGGACUUUGUCAGUCUGGUCCGCAGAAAGAGGGAGGGCAAGGAGGAGCCGGUGAUAGUACACUGCAGCGCUGGGAUUGGUCGGACGGGGGUGCUCAUCACCAUGGAAACAGCCAUGUGUUUGAUUGAGUGCAAUCAGCCCGUGUAUCCGUUGGAUAUCGUGAGGACAAUGAGAGACCAGAGGGCCAUGAUGAUCCAGACUCCGAGCCAGUACAGGUUUGUCUGUGAGGCGAUCCUCAAGGUGUACGAGGAGGAGCAGGUCAAACCCCUAACAGCCACAGAGCCCCUGACACCUGUAGAGUCUCUGACGCCUACAAAGUCCCUGAUACCCGAAGAGUCUCUGACGCCCACAAAGUCCCUGACACCCGUAGAGUCUCUGACGCCUACAAAGCCCCUGAUACCCGUAGAGUCUCUGACGCCCACAAAGUCCCUGAUACCCGAAGAGUCUCUGACGCCCACAAAGCCCCUGAUACCUGUAGAGUCUCUGACGCCCACAAAGCCCCUGAUACCCGUAGAGUCUCUGACGCCUACAAAGCCCCUGACACCCACAAAGCCCCUGAUGACACCCGUAGAGUCUCUGACGCCUACAAAGACCCUGAUACCCAUAGAGUCUCUGACGCCUACAAAGUCCCUGAUACCCGAAGAGUCUCUGACGCCUACAAAGCCCCUGAUACCCAUAGAGUCUCUGACGCCUACAAAGCCCCUGAUUCCCGUAGAGUCUCUGACGCCUACAAAGCCCCUGAUACCCGAAGAGUCUCUGACGCCUACAAAGCCCCUGAUGACACCCGUAGAGUCUCUGAUGCCUACAAAGCCCCUGAUACCCGUAGAGUCUCUGACGCCCACAAAGCCCCUGACACCUGUAGAGUCUCUGACGCCUACAAAGCCCCUGACACCCACAAAGCCCCUGACACCCACAAAGCCCCUGAUGACACCCGUAGAGUCUCUGAUGCCUACAAAGCCCCUGAUACCCGUAGAGUCUCUGACGCCCACAAAGCCCCUGACACCUGUAGAGUCUCUGACGCCCACAAAGCCCCUGACACCCGUAGAGUCUCUGACACCCACAAUGCCCCUGAUACCCGUAGAGUCUCUGACGCCCACAAAGCCCCUGACACCCGUAGAGUCUCUGACACCCACAACGCCCCUGAUACCCGUAGAGUCUCUGACGCCCACAAAGCCCCUGACACCCGUAGAGUCUCUGGCGCCCACAAAGCCCCUGAUACCCAUAGAGUCUCUGAAGCCUACAAAGCCCCUGACACCCGUAGAAUCUCUGACGCCCACAAAGCCCCUGAUACCCAUAGAGUCUCUGAAGCCUACAAAGCCCCUGACACCCGUAGAAUCUCUGACGCCCGCAAAGCCCCUGAUACCCGUAGAGUCUCUGACGCCCGCAAAGCCCCUGACACCCGUAGAGUCUCUGACGCCCGCAAAGCCCCUGAUACCCGUAGAGUCUCUGACGCCCGCAAAGCCCCUGCCACCCGUAGAGUCUCUGAAGCCCACAAAGCCCCUAACACCUGUAGAGUCUCUGACACCCACAAAGCCCCUGAUACUCGUAGAGUCUCUGACACCCACAAAGCCCCUGAUACUCGUAGAGUCUCUGACGCCCACAAAGCCCCUGACACCCGUAGAGUCUCUGACGCCCACAAAGCCCCUGAUACCCGUAGAGUAUCUGAAGCCUGCAAAGGCACUGACACCCGUAGAGUCUCUGACGCCCAUAAAGCCCCUGACACCUGUAGAGUCUCUGACGCCCACAAAGCCCCUGACACCUGUAGAGUCUCUGACGCCCUCAAAGCCCCUGACACCUGUAGAGUCUUUGACGCCUACAAAGCCCUUGACACCCACAGAGCCAGAGGUAGAGACAGAGAGAAUCAGCUUUAUCCCUCCUGGGACUGACUGACUGACACAGGGCUGCAUGGGCCUAAGCACCACCCUCUUCUUCCACAGCCUGUCUAUCUGUCUGUCUAGAGCCUGUCUGUCUGUCUAGAGCCUGUCUGUCUGACUCCCUCAGUCACAAUAGUUUCUUCCCACAUCCGCCAUCUUGAGUCUGGCAAGAGAGACUACAGUCACAAGCACGGAGACGACUACCGACAACCACUCGAACUGCCUGGGAGGGGAAACAAAGCACUGUUGCACUUUAUGAUGACAAAACGCCAUACUUUGGAGAAUUAACGGAAGAAGAAAAAAAUAAACAAAGUUACGAUGAUCAACUGUAAUUUGGGAUAUUAGCAAGUGUCCAGGAUCAAGAGCGAAGUGAGAAACAGAACAGUAGCUGGGUUGGAUUAUAUUGCUGCAUUGCCAUUACUUUCAGACAAACCUUCAUAAUGAACACGACAACUCAAUGGAAAGUGGACUGACGUUUGUUUUCAACCCAUCAGUGCAUCAUCCCCAAGUGUCAUAUCCGUGGUUUCUUCAGACUAGUCUUUCUAUCUUUGAUUACUCCGUAGACUUAAAGAGUUUUUGAACUCGAAAAACUAUUCAUCGUCAACUGAAGAUCCGUUCCGAAAGUGGGUUGACCCUCUAUGUAAGGUCCUGGUAAAGCGCUCUGACUUCUACCCUGUGGCACUACUCAUCUUAUCAUCUCAUUUCUCGUAUUGAGACUGUAGGUUGUCGGAUGGAUACUUUUGGGCUUUUAUGUGUGUCUACAGAUUGGAAUCAUCUCCAGGGAAGGUGUUUCCCAAACCAAGGUCAAAGGCGGGGGAAGGUUAGGAGCGGUGGAGGCUGCAGAGGGGAGGGCGGCUCAUAAUCAUGGCUGGAGUGCAGUCGUUGGCAUGGCAUCGGCCACAUGGAAAACCACGUGUUUGAUACCAUCCCAUUGACUCUAUUCCAGCCAUUGUUAUGAGCCGUCCUCCACUCAGCAGCCUCCACUGGUUAGGAGAGGCCUCCCUCCUCCUUUACCAUAAUCUCAUUAGCUGAUUACCUGCCAUUGAGCUCGGCACUAUGUGGUGGUGUUGGUGUUGUUGUUGUUGUUGUUGUUAUUUUUGAGGCAGCUAUUCAACUUUGAUUCAGAUGGCUCAACAUGUGACGGUGCAUCGGUCUCUCGAAGAUGCUAUACCACUAGCCCAAAACGGGCAGUAUUUUAAUGCAGGUUUUGUUAUUGCUAGUAACAUAGAAUGACCUUGCCAUGCAGGAUUGGGUUGGUACAGUCCAUAGGUGUCAUUGCAUCAGAUUUUGAAAUUGAAUAUGAGGUAUUCAGAGCUCUCUGAUUAAGAGCAUCGGGGUAUUUGGUACCAUGGUACUGUACAUCAGGAUUUUAGGCAGUUGGAGGACAUUACAUUCAGAUGGUACAUACAUUACAUAAAAUGACUGAGCUUUCAGGACCAAUAGGUUUUUAGACUUGUGAGUAAAACAAAAAGUUUUCAAAUUGUGUUGAAAAGCUAUAAGGCUCAAGCUAUAGAUUUGCUUCUGAUAUUUUUUUAUAAGAGACCCCUUUUGCUUCUUGGGGAUGGUCAGCAUUUUUCAGCUGAAAUUGUAGCAUAUUUGCUGCCUUGUAUGAUUAGACCCCCCCAAAAAAUGUUGGAAUUGUAUUUAGCAUUUUCUUAAUAUUGGUUGGAUAUAGACAUUUAAGCUAUAUGGUGUCAUCUAGAUUUGUGUAAUGUAACUAGUAUACAUUGACUAUGUUAAUUUAUAAGGUUUAAUGAAAUGAAAUUAACGUGAGACCAAGUUAUUUUUAUAAGAGAAGCAAAGUCCCAAACUUUUCCACUUGUGUAAAGUCCUGCUGGAAUUAGAAAGGAUUGUUAUGGGAAAGCAUUGCAAUAGAUGUAUGCUGUGUAAAAGUUCUCUCCUUAAGUCCAGUGACAGUGGAAAGAAUGGGACCGGCAACAUGAAGCUCUGUACACUGACUAAUAGACUAAUCACCAUUAAUACUGUUCUUUUUUUAUGACAAUUGAAACCCACAAAGUGAUUUUAUUCCCUUUAUUUCCGGUUGAAUCGAUAGAUGCGAUUGUGCUUUUGAAAUCAAAAAGCUGUCUUGGUCAAACUUCAUCUUGCUGAUACUUCUGCAGUGGGUUUAUUUAUGCGGUACUAUUGCUGACCAUGUUUACAGUGGUCCGUGAGUUGGUUUUGUGGUUUGGAAAGGACGUGUAUCUACUGAAAGUCGGCGUGUUUACAAAAAGCUGUUGUGCGACGGGGAACUUCGGCCCAAUCAGAUCACUCACCCUCUGCGUCCCAAAUGGCACCCUAUUCCCUAUACAAGUGCACCACUUUUGACCGGGCUCUAGCCAAAAGUAGUGCACUGAAUAGGGAGCCAUUUGAGACUCAGACGGUGUCUAACACUUCACCAUGAAAUAGACUGAGGCACUGGAAUGUUUAUUUUACAAGGUUGUCCCCGUUAAGGUCAAACGCCUCUUUUUCAAGGGAGAUCUGGGUGGUAUGUUUUUUUUUGUUUUUGCACGAUGUUUUUCGAUCUUAUCAUCACUUAGUAAUAGUACAACAUUCUGCACAACUGUGAUGUAAAUAUAAGCUUAAAUCUGUGAACUAGUGAAAUAUAUUUAAAGAUGAAAAUCAGGAGGAUGUACAAAUGUAAUGUUUGUUGUGAAGCUGUACAGAUAUUGAAUGUAUCGAUCUCAAGCUUUUAGUUGUUCGAAAAUGUACGGGGAUGUAUAAUUUGACUUUUGAGGGGAAAUAUUUUUCAUACUACUGUACUUGUAAAUGCAGGUAAAUAUCAGUCUGGGCUCUGCCUGGUCUGCGACCUGCUCUGUGUUUUUGUUGUAAAUAGGAGCAAUAUCAUGUCAGUAAGGUGCCAAUGUUCUGUAAGUAAAGUCAAAUUUCUGUUGUA